Spea bombifrons (plains spadefoot toad) is the source of this 5859-nucleotide messenger RNA. RefSeq names its product tudor domain containing 15 (gene TDRD15). The transcript has 2 exons. NCBI's taxonomy places the organism in Eukaryota, Metazoa, Chordata, Amphibia, Anura, Pelobatidae. The record is from RefSeq and is a predicted model, not a curated record.
AUGGAAUCUGUGCAAUCAAAGCAAAAAUCGGAACUGGACAUGGAUUUGAAGCUGUCUUCUGUUACUUGCCAUUCCAAUGACAUUCUGGUCACAUUUCAGGGACUAUACGUUUCUGUCUCUGAUUUUGACUAUCAUAUAUUGCAAAAGGAGAUACAACUUGCCUCAAAACGCAAAGAGAACAUUGGCGUUGGAGAGUUCUGCUUGAUUCAAGAGAAGCCAUUUGGAACGUGGAACAGAGGAAGGGUUUUGGAAAGAACAGGUGGAUUGUUUGAGGUCCUCCUGAUAGAUCAAGGAAACAAGGUCAAAGUUAGCGGAGGACAUAUUGCUUCAGCUUGUGCUGACCUUUUUACAAUUCCACCAAAGGUGGUUAAUGGAAUAUUCUCAAACAUAUUACCGAUUGGAGAGAAGUGGACCCCUAAAGCAAUUAACUAUUUUUCAUCUUUGCAAGGCCUGCAAGUCAAAGGGCAUGUCCAGACAUCCUUAAAACAUCAUGUUAUCCUCCUAGAAACACCAAAAGUUAUUAGCCAUGCUGUUGAGCUUGGUUUAGCAAGGUACAUUGAUUCGGAUUCAUUUUGUUUUCUUGUUGACCUUUUAUAUAAACUCCCAACAAACUCCCAGCUGAAACAAAUGCCUAACCUACUACAACCAGAAAAACCCAAUACUGAUUUUUCCCUCCAUUUAAAUGAUAAUCAUCCAAGUUUCCAAAAGAUCCUCCGCCAUCUUAAACCUAACUUAGCUCUGGGCACGGCUGAAAAGGUGAAGAUCUCGGCGGCUCUCAGCCCCGAUAGAUUUUAUUGUCAAAUAUUCUCAUGGGAGGAAGAGCUGAUUAACCUGACCGCUUCUAUGACUUCGCACUAUGAAACCAUGAAGAUGGAGCAACGUUCUGUGUCGGACAAUUUUGGUGUGCUUUGUGCUGCUAAAAGAAGGGACGGCUUAUGGUACAGAGGAGUCAUCUACAAACUCAUCUCGGGUGAAGAAAUGAGAGUUUGGUUUAUGGAUGUUGGAAGUUAUGAAAUCGUAUCCUCCUCCUGUGUACAAAAACUCCAAUCUGAGUUUCUGUCUUUACCCAUGAUGGCGGUCCCAUGUUCGCUGGCAAACGUGAAUGGCCAGGAGGAAUGUAUCAGAAAUAUUCAAUUGAUGCUAAUUAAGCAGGGGCUUUUGGGGCAGACCGUUAUUGCUUCCGUUGACCAGGUAUGUGACAAAAAAUGCUUAUACUACAUAACAUUGUUUGAUCGAGAUCAUGAGCUCAGUGCGAAAUGCCUCCUAUCCAACAAGCUUGUUCCGACAUUCUCACCAAGCGCCUACCCAAACAUUUCUAACAAAACGACGUCUGAGAAAGAGAGUAAAAUCAGUGCAUCGUCUGAAAAUUGUGCCGCCGAAACAGAGAGAGAACCUGAAACCAUUUCUUACAAAACCAUUCAGAUGGAGGUAGAUUCGAUCCAUGUGGUUUAUGUUGAGUACGUGUUAAACCCUUCCAACUUCUGGAUACGAACAGACGAAUGUCAGUAUGAGUUUGCCGCAAUGAUGGAGGAGAUCACAAAACUGUAUAACGCGUGUGAGCCCACUGAAAGGAUUCUCGAAGACCCAAAGCCGGGCCAGCUCUGCUGUGCUCUUUAUGCCAAGGAUGGGCAAUACUAUAGAGCCGUUGUGACCGAGGUGAUGGAGUUACAGAUUGCCGUGUAUUUUCUAGACUUCGGAAAUACAGAGACCGUCGACAGCUGUGACGUUAAAACAUUACCUCCGCGGUUCAGUGUCCUUCCAGCCCUGGCCAUGUGCUGCACGCUAGCUUAUGCGUGUCCUGUCGAUGAUGUAUGGGUGAAGAGCGCCAAUGAUUUUUUUAAGCAAACUGUUUCAGGUAAAGCCCUCUUUUGUCAUGUGCUCGCAAAACAAAAAUACAAAUAUGUGGUCGAUAUACGUCAUUCGGAAAACUCUGAAAAUUCAAAUAUUGUAAUGCUUAUGGUGAAUGCCGGAUUUGCUGAGUAUUGGAAGGUAAAUCUUAAUGCCGAGAUGGCAAAUUCACAGCCAAGUUUGCCCAAACAAGAUGCAAAAUCCAAGAACGGGGGCAAACAAAGCUCCGUUUACAUCGAAAAGCAUGGAUCAAAGAAAAAGGCAGACGUGGCAAACAGUGUGGCACCGUUAAGCCUACAAGAUUUUCUCAAGGACGAUUCCCUGUUUUCUUCACGGUGUUAUGAUUCCGCAGACGCUGUAUGUCCUAUCAGUUACAAGCAGUAUGUGUUCAAGCCUGGAACGAUGAUGGAGGUGGCAUGUUCUCAGGUGAACUCCCCAGGAGAUUUCUGGUGCCACCAGCAGGAUAAAACACCCCAGCUUAAUGAAUUAAUGGAAAGUAUUCAGGCUUACUAUACUAAUUGCAAAAGCUUAUACCGGCAUGGACAGAUUGCAUGUGUUGCUAGAAAUCCAACCAACGGUAGAUAUUAUAGAGCAUCUGUCGCAAAGCACGUUUCUGGGGCGGAAGUAGAAGUGCUUUUUGUUGACUUUGGUAAUCUGGAAAGAGUUUCCGUUUCUGAACUCAGAGAAAUUAAAUCACAGUUCCUUCAACUCGAAGGGCAGGCGUUUCGUUGCAGUUUGAGUAACAUUGCUCCGGUAAGCUCUAACGACACCUGGACUUCCAAUGCCUGUAUGGAUUUUAAAAGAUUUAUCGCCAAGGGGAGCAUAAAAUGUACAAUAUACGCACUCUUCAGCAGUGGUUCUACCGGCCUCUGUAAUGGAGUACAUUUGGAAACGUCUUGUAAUGAUGUGUCCCAAUUUCUAGUGAGCAAAGGGCAUGCCGUCUUUUCACCUUUAAGAAUUCGAUCCUUCAAUCUACAUGCAUUCUGUUACUCAGAUUUUGAUGUAAAAGUUGGACAUGAGGUAAAAAUUUAUGUUACGCACGUUUACAGUACUGGGAGAUUUUAUUGCCAGCUUGCUAAAAAUACACAAACAAUUGAGUCAUUAGCGAAAAAGGUUACUGAAAUUGGGGAGCACGUAAAUAAAAAAGAUGUUACAAGAAGAAAGAAGUUGUGUGUAGUAAAGUACUUUGAAGAUGGCAAUUUCUACAGAGCUUUGAUGUGCCCGCUAGAAUCUUCAUCUCUCUUUCUGGCUUUUUUUGUAGACUUUGGAGACAGUCAAAUGGUAUCAGAAAAUGAGAUGUUGCCUAUUCCAGACGAGGCCACAGAUGUUUUAUUUGAGCCAAUGCAGGCAAUUCAGUGUUACCUAUUUGGCUUAAAAGAUUACUCUUUCACAAACAGUGUUAAGAAGUGGUUUGAAGAUGUCUGCAUCGGUAAAAUGGUAAGGGCUCUUGUUCGAGCCAAGACCCCUGAUGGUGAGCUGGGACUGGACCUAUAUGGAGAAAACAUCCUAAUUAAUGCAAAAAUCAAAGAACUUGUUGGCAUGACGUCUCCUUCAGAGCGCACUGAACCGUCAAAGAAACCCAAUUGUGAAAAACCAACGUGUGGUAAGACCAGCAUUGCAUGUAAUAACCCCAGUGAGAAAAGGUCUCCAAAUAGAACUAAGGCUUGUGAAAUGGCUAGGACCCCAGAAUCACAAGGCCAAUUAACGUCUCAAAAAGGAUACGAUCAGCCACUCAAGUUUGUGAAACAAGAUUCCAAUGGCGGUGGUUUUAAACACUCAAAUCAGAGCUCUUUUUCUAGUGACGCUCCAAGGAAAUCAACACCAAAAACCCAUGGACUAGCUGUCGGUACAGUUAGCGGUACGAGACCAGGGCUGACGGAACAGCCAAGUCUAAAAACCAGUGAUCUCCCUCAAGUGUGCAUUAAACCGGGUACAAGCCACGUAGGGUACGUUUCUCACAUAAACAGUCCGUUUGAUUUUUAUAUACAGCUUGGUGAAAAUGAACAAAAGAUCUUGAUGCUUGCCGAAGCUCUAAAUAACGAUUCUGUGUGCCUUGAAACAUUUGAUGGGAGCAACAUAAAAGUCGGUGAGUUAGUUGUAGCCCAGUAUCCCGACGAUAUGGCACUGUAUCGAGCAAAAGUUACAAAAGUUGAUGAAGACAAUUGUUUUGAGGUGGAAUUCAUUGACUAUGGUAAUACAGCCAUUGUUGAUUCAUCGAGGGUUUUCAUGCUUCCAAAGGAAUUUUUAAAAAUACCUCAAUUAAGUAUCCAGUCGUUCCUUGGUGGCGUUCAUGAAUUAGAGUGUAAUGGUAAAUGGAAAGAAGAUGUGGUUGCAGGUUUCUCGGAGCUCGUGACCGUCGAACCCCUCAAUUGUUUAUUCAUAAGCAUUAGGGACUCCAAGUGGGACACAAGCUUAACUUGUAAAGGGCAAUCUGUAGCUGAAGAACUGCUAAGACGCUUUAAGACUACGAGCUUUCAACAGGCGUGUUUUACAACAAAGGAAAAUGGUUUAAAUUCUAGCACCGAUCAAAAUCAAAACGUUAUCGACACGCCAUACAAAGAGAUUGAAUAGAACAAUUGGCAGGUACCUGACCAGAACAUUCAUCCUGGCCAACUCGAAAGAGUGAAACAUAUUUACACCCCAGACGACGGCAAGUUUUUCGUUAUACUGGAGAAAUAUUCUCAAGAGUCUAAUUUAACUUUACAGAUCGAGCCGAUUGUCAGAAAAGUAGACAACCGGCUUGCACCGAGAAAUAUUACCGAAGGGAUGGUGUGUUUGGCAAAAUCCAGUGCUAUGCAAACGUGGUUACGCGCCUCAGUCGAAAAAGUCUUUCCAAAAGAAACGAAGAUGCUGGUUUUCUUUAUCGAUCGUGGCGCCAGUGAAACGAUAAGCAUGCACAAUGCAAAAGUACUAACAGGAGAUAUACUGUCGAUACCCAGGCAGGCAAUUGCUUGCCGAUGGGUGUGGGCUGAGAAAACAAGCGAAAUGUCACUGAAGAGCGUGUUACCAUUUUUCCAGAAAAGGGUACUGGUUCUUUUUCUUGACUUCUUAACUGCGGAAGACGCCUGGAAAGUGGAGGUUUUAAUCGACAGUUUGUUGUUAAUGGAGUAUAUCGCUGACCAAGCCAAUAAGACUUCCAGUGGGUUAAAUUCUUUGGAACCUCACGGUAGUUCAGGAACGGGUACUACAUGCCCACAAAUGAUUCCUGUAGCCCCGCUGCAGCGUAUAACGCUUUACUCCUGUUUUGUCAUUGGAGCUUAUAAUCCAUCCGAUUUCUAUCUUCAGUUAGAAGAAGACUCCGUGGAUAUAGUGAUCAAGUUGUGGCAAGCGAUGCGUAAACUGUCGGAUAAUAUCUCUUCGUUGCCACAUGAUGCGUUGAGGGUCGGCACUGCCUGCCUUUUCAGGUGCUUCAAGGAGAGCGAAUGGUGCAGAUCAAAAAUUGUGAAAAUUACAGGCGACUCCAUCUUGCUAAACCUUUUUGAUUACGGCGUAGCCAAGCGCAUUUCCUACGCCGAUAGCGUUAGACUGAAAGUUAUUCCUGAAGAGCUUGCGCGUGUCCCGUCGUUGGCCUACCGUUGCACGUUACACGGCGUAAGUCCCAGCGAUGGAACUUGCUGGUCUACAAAAGCAAAUGAGUUGUUCACAACUUUCGUGGAAAAGCGUAACCUGAUGGUUCAGGUCAUUAAAACCAAUCCAACGACCCAGCUGGAAGUGUGCCUGUAUGGGGAGGGCGAAGGCAGCCUUGCUCAUAAAUUGGUUUCAAGGGGACAUGGGCGAUUCACUGAAAGGGAAAACAUUGAAACAUGUCCCAAAGACAGUUCUACAGCGUCUAGUUUGUACGUGGAAGGGACAAAGUAUUUACUACACGGAGAAAACCAAGAGGCCGGACGUAUCCGACACUUGCGAGAAAACCUCGGCGAGUCAGACGUACAGAAUGAGUCGUGCUUCUUUCCAGAGGACCGGAGGUUCGCUCGAUACGGUACAGUUGAUGAGCAAAGGCUGCAGAAAUAA